Ctenocephalides felis (cat flea) is the source of this 995-nucleotide messenger RNA. RefSeq names its product sulfotransferase 1 family member D1-like. Bases 1 to 642 code for a protein of 213 amino acids. The record is from RefSeq and is a predicted model, not a curated record. The transcript is spliced from 7 exons. Gene Ontology annotation, cellular component: cytoplasm. Gene Ontology annotation, biological process: sulfation. Lineage: Eukaryota; Metazoa; Arthropoda; Insecta; Siphonaptera; Pulicidae. Gene Ontology annotation, molecular function: sulfotransferase activity.
AUGUCAUUUAACUUUGUGCCUAUUAAUUCUAAAAUAGCAAAUCAAGUUCGAACAGAACAAGGAAAAUAUGUGGCUGUCCAUAACAAAGUAGAUGGAAAAUUUUUAUGUGUUGUGACAGAACGCUACAAAGAAAUUGCGGAAAGAAUUAAAUCAUUCAAUGUGAGAAGUGAUGAUAUAUGGAUCGUAACAUAUCCAAAAAGCGGAACAACAUGGAGUCAGGAAAUGCUUUGGUUGAUUUCCAACAAUUUGGACUUCAAAACUGCUCGAGAAAUAUCCCUAGAAGAAAGAUCCCAAUUUAUAGAAUUUUCUGCAUUUCGUGAACAUUUUCCUGAUACCAUUACACCCGUUGAUAACAUGAAAUCACCAAGAAAUAUUAAAACUCAUCUGCCAGCUUCUAUGCUACCUGAUGAAAUUUGGGAAAAGAAACCGAAGAUUGUAUAUGUUGCUCGAAAUCCAAAAGAUGUUAUCGUAUCCUUCUACCAUCACUUUAGAAUGCUUGAAGGUUAUUACGGAACCUUUGAAGAAUUUGCUGAUACAAUAAUGGAAGACAAACUAUAUUGGUCUCCUUAUUGGAAUCACUUAUUGGACUUUUGGAAAUUGAGAAACCAGAAAAUGUUUUGUUCAUUACGUAUGAAGAAAUGAAGAAGGAUCUGUUUAGUAUUGUAAAGAGAGUCUGCAACUUCCUUGAUAAAACAUAUACAGAUUCGCAAAUGCGAGAACUGGUAGAACAUUUGAAGUUUGAUAAUAUGAAGAAGAAUGAUUCGUGCAACUAUUCUAAUAUAGUCAAACAGCAAAAAAAGGUAACUGGAGCAAAACUUCCAGAAGAUCUAACUUUUAUCAGAAGUGGAAAAACUGGUAAUUGGCGGACUGAUAUGAAUGACGAAGUAGCUGCCAAAGUCGAUGAAUGGACCAGAAAAAAUACCGAAGGAACAGAUUUUGAUUUAUGGCAAACUAUUGAGAAAAUAGACUAAGUAUUGUAUCAUAUAAAUAUUAAA